AGAAGAUUGGAGCGUGUUUACAAGCCCCGGUUGAGAAUUCGACGGUUGAAAAUGUACUGUAGCGACUCAAGGAAAGAAUCACUAAACCGGUCCAUUUUGCGACAGUUUUGUCGCAAUACUCGUACAGGGUGCUCCAGAAUGCUACACGAUCACGAACACAUAGACACCAGCUCUCCCAUGUGGGAGAUGCUAACCGCGCCGCCUGCUACAUAUAAACAUAAACAACGUGCGUGCUCACCCACACACAGUAUCGCAGCAAACCCUCCACCGCGGAUACGCACGCCGACGCAUAUCUAACAUAAAACAGGGUGCAAAAAAAAACAAUACCCGGCAAAAAUGUUCUGCCCCUCGUCCGGUAGUAGGGGUGUGUUUGUGAGGUCAUCUACGCUGAAAGGGGGGGCGACUUUUGCUUUUGUUCACGUUCCCUGCGUAGCUAUCUUUGGCAAACCGCUACCAUCUGUACUCACUCAUCCCUCAAACGCGUCUCUUAUCUGGACGGUCGUUUUUUCGUUGGCUGUCCUCCUCCGAGUGUGUGUGUGUGCCUCAUUGAUUGACGGCAGAAAACGACACGAUCCGUAUUCUAAUUGAUCAAUUGUGCGCGCCAAUCGGUACGAAGUGAAGUACGAAAUCUGUGGGUCAGUUCCUCGCGGCUGCUGCCAGUCACGAUAAGAGAAGCGAUAACGUGCACUACGACCGUCCCUGCUGAGAACCGUAUUUGGUCAGACGAAACUGUGCGAUCCGGGAAUUACGCACCUUUUUUCUGCAAAGCAAGCGGUGCAGAUUCACCAUGGAUACUCCAAGGGCUGCUGUGAAGUUGAGCGAUAUUUCAGCGAAAUUUACCGAGGAAACGCUGGACGAGAUUGUCCGUGCUGCGGGCGGCAAGCGGUGCAUUAGCUGGAAGAUUCCGGAGACGAACUUUGCCAAGGGUGAUGCGUACUUGAGCGAGCUGUACCGCAUACAGCUUACCGGAGAACCGAACGAACCGGACCAGGAACCGCUGGUGGUGAAUGUGGUCGUGAAGACGAUCCCGAAGAAUGUUGGACGCCGGAAUACGUUCCGGUCAGCGGAUUUCUUCCGCAACGAAGCCAACUUUUACAAUGUGGUGCUGAAGGAGCUGUACCGCUUUCAGGAUGCGCGCAAACCGGCCAAUCCGUUCAAAGACAUCGAUAGAUGCUUUGUGGCGUACACGGACGGUGUGAAUGAUUUCAUCGCAAUGGAUGACCUUGGCCAGUACGGGUACAAGACGGCAUCAAGGAGUGAAGGAAUCAAACUGGACGAAUGUCUCAGAUGCGUACGGUCGUUGGCACGCUUUCACGCACUCUCCUUCGCGCUUAAGCUGCAAGAACCGCACACCUUCCAGGCGCUGGUCAAUCAGCUCGAGGAAACGUACUACAGUGCCCGGCUCGUACCGUGGUAUCGGAAUUUCAUGCAGCGUUUGGUUACCAUUUGCAAGGAGGCGCUCGAAACCGGCUGCACCGAAGAUCCGGAAGAUUACUCGACGAGCUUCAAGCGUGAUGUGAUGACAUUCCUGGACGGCGACAUCUACGGCCUGAUGGUUGAGCUGGUCGCCACACGCACUCACUACUCGGUGCUCACACACGGCGACUGUUGGUUGCCCAACUUUCUGCUUCAUCCGACAGCCGUUCGGCUUAUCGACUUCCAGAUGGUUCGGUGCGGUUCGCCGGUACUAGACAUCGUCCUGUUCCUGUACUGCUGCACCGAUCAGGCGCUACGUUCGGCGCAUUACGAUCAGCUGCUCGGUGCGUACCACCAGAGUUUCAGCGAAAUGUUGACCGAUCUUGGUACCGAUGCGCGGGAAACGUUCCCGGCCACUGCGCUGACCGCGGAAUUGGAACGGUUCGGUCGGUUUGGGUGUGGGAUUGCGGUGGAAUCGAUACCACUGUCGCUGCUGGACGACGCAGAUGUGCCGGAUUUGGAUAGCGUCGAGGGUACGGAAGGCGUGCCGCUGGAGCAGAUCAUGCCGCUGCGCAGUAUCAAAACACGGUACGGACGCCGUCGACUGUUGGAUGUGUUCCGCCAUGCGCGUGACUGUGGAUACUUGAAAUCGAACUAGUAAAGCGCAACAACCGAC
Messenger RNA from Anopheles stephensi (Asian malaria mosquito), 2092 nucleotides. RefSeq lists its product as uncharacterized. The transcript has 5 exons. Lineage: Eukaryota; Metazoa; Arthropoda; Insecta; Diptera; Culicidae. The coding region runs from base 788 to 2074 and encodes 428 amino acids. The record is from RefSeq and is a predicted model, not a curated record.